CCUACACCUAGCUCUCUGCAAAGACGAUUAAAUCCCACCAUACGUACACCGUCCUAGAAUGGCACUAGCACCUGGCUCAGAGACUCAGCAUAAGUUCCCGCUUUUCUCCCUCGGGUUGGAUGUGUGGUAUAUUGUGCUUGACUUCCUCCGUGAGGAACCCGACCCGAAAGAUGACGAGUACGAGUACGAGGAAGAAGACCCUGAUAGUGACUGGAAACCCAAGAACAUAGCCCGGAGUCUACCAUACCUUCCUGACCUCAUAAACCUGAGUAGUACGUGCACAUGGUUGCGGCAUAUCCUUGCUCCGAGCAUAUUCUCCAAUCUCGAACUAAAUAAUACGGCCAAAAGCGCCCGGUCAAUCACCGCGAUUAGCCAGGGGAGGCAUGCUUCAUGUGUCAAGACGCUGCGGUACAUUGGUAUCUGUGAGACGAAUCAGCAGAGCUCACCAUUGGAGGAGGUGUACCCCCAAGAGGUCGACCAAGUGCUGUCUAAUCUACACAUGUUUAGCAGCCUUGACAAACUCACGAUUGAGUUUCCCUUUGACUACGAGUCUGACCUGUUGAUGGACUACCUUCAAAGUGAUAUAUUUCAACCGGAUGAUGCUCCAUCGGAGGAGAGCGAAAAUACCUGGCGAGCGCUGAUGGCAGCGAGCUUUCGUGCAAUUGUAUCCAAUUACAUCGAUCCCUCGCCCAAUCAUCAACUUCCCCUAUCCAUCGAAUUCCGCGAUCUGAACAUCUUCAUGGUGUCGGUUUUCACAACCGAAGCAUUCCAGUCUUUUCUGUCACAGCUCAAGACCUUCAAUCUCUCCCUAAGACGUUGGGAUAACGGGGUUGGCUGGACCAUGAUUACCCAACCCAUCUUCCGCGACUUUUCGCACUACCUAGGGCCUUUCUUCUUCGACUACCUUGCUGCGGUGGAAGAAUUCUCCUUUGACCCCCGCGAAACGGGAACGCUCGGAAACGGAGGGCAAGCGUACUGGGAGGAUAUCGGCCUGAGAGAUAUUACAUUACCAAGGCUACGGAAACUCACCCUGAACAACAUUAUUAUCUGUCUCGAGCUACGCGACUUCCUUGUUCGACACAAGACCACGUUGGAGUCUAUCACAGUCCGCGACUGUUUUGCAAGUGGCGAGCGGCCAUCGGCAUAUAACGAACGGAUCGAAUGGCGAGAGCUAUUCACGACUCUCGCAGAAGCGCCUUUCCCACGGCUUACGAAUUUUCAAGUCACUUGGACCGACAGUUUACUGAAAUUGCUUGACCUUGAUAAUCCGUGGGCUGAUCCAAGUGUGGUCCAGCGCGUACGCGAUAAGCUUGAAAGGGAUCCCGACGCAAGAGUAUUUCCAUCUUGUGAGGUGGAUCAAAAGUAUGGCGUGAGAUAUUGUGACGGUACAGCCAUCCAAGCCGCCUUUCUAGAUGGAGCAGACCACCAGAGCUAUGAGGACCUUAUGGCCAUGGUUCAACAGAAUAGCGCGCAUGGCAGGCGACUAAGCAACGAGUAAUAGGGCUCCACAUCGGGUCGUGUGUUUUGCCGUAUGAGAUAGGAGGGCGUUCCAAGCGGCUCUUU
Aspergillus pseudotamarii is the source of this 1563-nucleotide messenger RNA. RefSeq lists its product as uncharacterized. The transcript has 2 exons. Lineage: Eukaryota; Fungi; Ascomycota; Eurotiomycetes; Eurotiales; Aspergillaceae. The coding region runs from base 59 to 1498 and encodes 479 amino acids. The record is from RefSeq and is a predicted model, not a curated record.